ACGGAAGCGCCGAAGUUAAGUAGCAGGGCAUUGUGGGAGAUGAAGUACGGCGGCUAAGUUGUUUAGCAGCCGGUGGCUAAGUAAAAGGCAGACUGUCUGUUUAUCUGAACUUCUGCUGUGGCUCUAACGUAGUCUACGAGCCUACAAUGUGAUACAGGCUGCGCACAGAUGGCGUAGAGCGAUGACUGAGGAGUUCGACGAAGAUGUGGUAUUUGAGAACUCUCCUCUUUACCAGUACCUGCACGAUCUAGGCCACACAGACUUCGAGGCAUGUCCAACGUCAAAGGAGGAGGAGGAGGAGGAAUAUGGACUGGAGGGCGACUUCGCGUCCGACAGAGAACGGCAGAAAACCUUAGGAGGACGUCUGUGGAGGUUGGCUGAGGCCGUGUGGAGAUGGAGCCCCAUCAAGGAGGCGGCGGUGCCACAGAAGCUGCAGCAGCAGCUGGACUGCGUGUUCGGUCAGUACUCGGUGAAAUGCAUCCUGGACCAGGACGUUCUGCUGCAGGAGGACGUGGAGCUGAUCGAGCUUCUGGACCCCAGUCUCCUUGCACUGGCCUCCUCCUCUUCCUCCUCCUCCUCCUCCUCCGGUUCACCGAGCCGAGUGAGAAACCUGCCCAGACCCAGCCUCAUGGCCAAGCCCUCUCUGUGGGACAUGGCGGCUCUGGUCGGCCUGGCUUCGGUUCUCCUGGGUCUCUGCUCCUCAGCUGAGGGCCUCCUGUGGUCCCUGGCAGUGACCCCCUGGAGCCUGGCACUGCUUGGCUGGAUGGGAGUAAAGGGGGCCACACUGUGGAGAUUGGGACGCCUGCAGACGGCCGUCCACGCUAGGGCCACGCAUCUGCAGAACCUGGUCCACAACAGUAAGACUCUGACGGGUCUGUCCCGUAAAGCUCUGAGACUGGUGCAGGAGACAGAGGUGAUCUCCAGAGGCUUCACCCUUUUGCUCGACAGGGUGAGUGCGGCCGGCUCCUUUAGCAGGGCGGGGCCAGGGGUGGUGCCACGGGGUCAGCAGCUGAUGGGACUCAGGAAGGUCUUGUACCGGUCUCUCCGCUUGGCCUUCAGAGCCUCCAGAAGAGCCACCUGCCACAUGCUGAAGGAGUUUCCUCUGAACUCUGAGAUCGACAAUGUCAGCAACUACGUGUCAGCGAUUCCUCUCAAAGACCUGGGCCUGGGUCUGGGAAUCGAACACCUCAGUGACGAACAGGCCCAGGAGCUGACGGACGACUACAGUCUGCCUGCCCUGAAGAUGCUCUACCAGCUGUGGCUGGGCCAAAGCUCCGAAUGCUUCCGUCGUUUGGCUCUUCUACUUUCUCCGCGUCGCCUCGAGGAGUCAGAAGAUGGAGACUCUUCCACAGGCUCGCCGUCUCCAACCCCACUCCACCGCUCCAUCUCUGCUGUAACGGAGCCACUGCACCAGGCUCUGUCCGGCUGCCUCUGUGAUGUGCAGCGCAGCUUCGAUUUCCACCGACACUUUGAGACCCAGACCAGGACCACGGGCUCCGACAAGAACGGCAGAGCCAGAGAGACCUGCCGGGAACUGAACACUCUCCACACCUCCAUACGGAGCCUGCAGCUGCACCUGAAGGCCCUGCUCAGCGAGAUGAUCAUCCUGGAGGACGACCUGGAGAAACUAAUGCUCUCCAAAAAGGUGAUGGAGCUGUCCUGUGAAAGCUACCAGGAGCUGAGCGAACGCCUCCACCAUCUGCAGCCACACAUGCAGGCCAGCACGGGCUGCUGGGACGACACCAUCUGCCAGGUGGAGCGGAUGCUGAGGCGAGCCGGCGGCUGCUCAGGUCACCAUGAAGCCGUGCAGCACUGUGGAGCUCCUGUAGCUGAGACUCCUGUGUCUCCUCCUUCUUAUCCCUUGAUCCUGGACAGAGAUCCAGUUCCAGAGGAGCUGGAGUGGGAGGCCUACGUGUCCGAUUCGGACUCCGACGGCGAAGGCCGAGGGUCCUGGUCCGACAUGCUGUCACCGGAGGAGCGGGAACGCCAACGGAGGGAGAGGGAAGAGUCUCGUCGGGUGCUGUCGGAGCUGAAGGCUGUCCUGGGCUUCAGAGCGUCAGAGGGAGAGAGGAUGAAGAGGAAGCAGCUGCUUUUCAACGACCAAGCUGCUCCGUCAGCUUGUGGCGAGGGUUCAGACCCCACCUCUGAAACAUCUGACGUGAUGACGACCUCUGCGGAGUUGGGAGGAACCGGCAGCGAAGAGGGAAACCACCUAUCAGCAGCACAGGCUGCAGGAGACCAACCACAGGAAGAGGAAGGAAAAAACGACGGGGUGAGGUCUGACCUUCUCCCUGAGCCGGGGAAGGAGUUCAGCUGUGGACUGGAGGUGAAGGAAGGGGAGCUGGGUGGAGGUACUGUGUGCAACAGAGGGGGAGGAGGAGCUUCAGAGCUCCACCAGUAUGACGGUGAGGUCAUGGAGGAGGAGGCGGAGUCUCAGAACGGUGUGGUGGACUGUUUCAUGAAACCUCGAGUCCCUGCCAUCACCGUGUUGGACAGACUGACGGAGAUCCACGGAUCCCAGGCUCUCAGCUUUAGCUCCUCCCUUGCUGCUCAGGUGGCGGCACGCUCGCAGUCCCUCAUCAACAUGGAAGAGCAGACGUUUGGUGACGACAACACUGAUGAUGAUGAUGAUGAUGAUGAUGAUGAAGAGGAGGAGGAUGAUGAUGAUGAAGAAGAGGAGGAGAAUGACUCGAGAUUCCCUAGCGAGGAGUGAAAAAGAAACUCUGCUGUUUGUAACAAACUGUGAUUGUUUGGUUGUCGUUUACAGGUUCACAUCCUGUCUGGUGACAUUUGAAGCUCCCUUCCUUUCCAGAUCUAUCCGUCUUGUUCGUGUUACUGUCCAAUACCCAUCAUUUUUUACCGUUGCUGUUAAAACCACAGACUGUAGACAAGAAGUCGACGAAAUCAGGUUUAUAUGACGUUGCCACCGUGGAAUAUUU
Cynoglossus semilaevis (tongue sole) is the source of this 2939-nucleotide messenger RNA. It is a transcript of the gene vezt, whose product is annotated as vezatin, adherens junctions transmembrane protein. The record is from RefSeq and is a predicted model, not a curated record. Gene Ontology annotation, biological process: cell-cell adhesion. Gene Ontology annotation, cellular component: plasma membrane. Lineage: Eukaryota; Metazoa; Chordata; Actinopteri; Pleuronectiformes; Cynoglossidae. Gene Ontology annotation, molecular function: myosin binding. The coding region runs from base 182 to 2713 and encodes 843 amino acids. The transcript has 13 exons.